Messenger RNA from Emiliania huxleyi CCMP1516, 357 nucleotides. RefSeq lists its product as hypothetical. The record is from RefSeq and is a predicted model, not a curated record. The transcript has a single exon. The coding region runs from base 1 to 357 and encodes 118 amino acids. Lineage: Eukaryota; Haptophyta; Isochrysidales; Noelaerhabdaceae.
AUGGCCAUCCUCUCGGAAGUCUCCAACGUGACUCUCGGAGGUUCGCAUCGUUGCGUGAUAGUCGAGCUGGCGCCUGUGGGGGCGGCGGAGCCUGAGGUAGCGACGGCGGAGCGGGAGAUGGAGGCGGCGCAGCGCCACGUCGCUUGGCGCCCCGACGAAGAUCUGGUCCUCCUUCUGAUGUUUCGCAACGGCGCGGGCUGGAGCCGCAUAGCCGAAGCACUACCGGGCCGAGCGGGCAAAGAAGUUUUGUCGCGGAUGUCGCAGCUGCAGGUGAAGCACGGCUUCAGCGCUUCCGACGAGGGCAGGCUGGUACUGGACUCUUUGCUCUUGGCCUGCGGCAUCGACGAGACGGCCUAG